Sinocyclocheilus grahami is the source of this 1996-nucleotide messenger RNA. RefSeq names its product tripartite motif-containing protein 16-like. Bases 45 to 1730 code for a protein of 561 amino acids. The record is from RefSeq and is a predicted model, not a curated record. NCBI's taxonomy places the organism in Eukaryota, Metazoa, Chordata, Actinopteri, Cypriniformes, Cyprinidae. The transcript has 6 exons. Gene Ontology annotation, molecular function: zinc ion binding; protein binding.
UUCAGUGCCACUUAGCUGUACUGUGUCUCUGUGCAUGCAGUGAAAUGGCUGAAGCCAGAUUUUCUCAUGACCAGUUCAGAUGCCCAGUGUGUCUGGAGUUGCUGAAGGAUCCAGUGACCAUCCCCUGUGGACACAGUUACUGUAGGGGCUGCAUUACAGGCCACUGGAAUCAAGAGGAUCAGAUACGAUUCUACAGCUGCCCUGAAUGCAGACAGACCUUCAGACCAAGACCUGUUUUAAAGAAAAGCACCAUGCUGGCUGAAGUGGUGGAGCAACUGAAGAAGAGUAAACUCCAAACUGCUGUUCCUGCUGGACCUGGAGAUGUGGAGUGUGACGUCUGUACUGAAAGAAAAAACAAAGCCAUCAAGUCCUGUCUGGUGUGUCUGAACUCUUUCUGUCAAAAUCACCUUGAACAACAUGAGAAUCUCUUCAAAGGAAAGAGACAUGAUCUAAUAGAUGCCACUGGACGACUUCAGGAGAUGAUCUGCCAUCAACAUGAAAAACUGCUAGACAUUUACUGCCAGACUGACAAGCAGUGUAUAUGCAUGGCCUGCAUGGUGGAUGAACACAAAAGUCAUGAGACUGUAUCAGCUGCAGCAGAGAGGACCGAAAAACAGAGACAAUUAGACGAGACACGGAGAGAAUUCCAGCAGCAAAUCCAGGAGCGAGAGCAGAAGCUUCAGGAGCUGAAAAAGGCUGUGAAAACUCACAAGCGCUCUGCACAGACAGCAGUGGAGGACAGUGAGAGGAUCUUUACUGAACUCAUCAGCUCCAUUGAGAGAAGACGCUCUGAGGUCACACAGAUGAUUAGAGAUCGAGAAAAGACUGUAGUGAGUCGAGCUGAAGCACUUAUGAAGCGACUAACACAGGACAUUGGUCAACUAAGGAGGAGUGAUGCUGAACUACAACAGCUUUCACAGACACAUAAUCACACCUAUUUCCUCCAGAGUUUCCCGUCUCUCCCUGUUCCUCCUGGAUCUCCAGAUGUUCCCAGCAUCACUGACAGUUCUUUGGAUGUUGUAGGAAAAUCAGUCGCUAAACUGAGACAGAAACUGGAGGAUUUCUGCAGAGAAGAGAUUGAAAAACUUUCUGGAAGAGUGACAUGCAUCCAGAUCAUUCCCACCCCAGAAUAUGAGAGCAGGAAAGACUUCCUACAGUAUUUCUUCCAGUUCACUCUGGAUCCAAACACAGCACAUCAACGUCUCUUUCUAUCUCAGGAGAACAGAGUGGUGACCUACAAUGACACAGUCCAGGAGUAUCCUAAUCAUCCAGAGAGAUUUAGUUAUUGGUGGCAGGUGUUGUGUAGAGAGAGUGUGAGUGGACGCUGCUACUGGGAGGUGGAGUGGAGUGGGAUUGGAACUGUUGAUGUGUGUAUAUCAGUGUCAUAUAAGAGCAUUAACAGGAAGGGAUGGGGUUAUAAGUGCAAAUUUGGAAGUAAUGAUCAGUCCUGGAGUUUAAUCUGCUCUCCUUCCAGUUACACAUUCUGUCAAAAUAACAAACAGACUGAACUCUCUGCAGUGUCAAGCUCCCGUAAAAUAGGAGUGUAUGUGGAUCACAAAAUCGGAAUUCUGUCCUUCUACAGCGUCUCUGACACAAUGACCCUCAUCCACAGAGUCCAGACCACAUUCACUCAGCCACUCUAUCCUGGGUUUUGGAUUAAUUUAUCAUUUGCUAGUAGAUUAUUUGGAUUAGCUAAAUAUCCAACAGUGAAACUGUGUGACAAAAUAUAGAUUGUCCAGGGAUACUGAAUUGCCUAAUAGUCAGUGGGAUUUGGCAAGAAUGCUGUUGCAUAGUAACAAUACACACUCGUUAAUGUAACAGAUUUGUUUAUUUGAAGAAAAGAUGAGCAAAGAUCUUUAGAUCUUCAGUUGGGCCUUACCAUUUAGAGUGUACAUGCAUGUAAGAUUACUGUCAAUAUUUCAUGCUUAUUACAUUUCACAUAAAGUUAUUUUACAUUAGUUUUGUUUCUUUAGUAUAUAGGCAAGGCAAAUUUAUU